Zychaea mexicana is the source of this 317-nucleotide messenger RNA. RefSeq lists its product as uncharacterized. The record is from RefSeq and is a predicted model, not a curated record. The transcript is spliced from 4 exons. NCBI's taxonomy places the organism in Eukaryota, Fungi, Mucoromycota, Mucoromycetes, Mucorales, Lichtheimiaceae. Bases 94 to 273 code for a protein of 59 amino acids.
CGCUGAGGCAGAAGAUCUUGAUGAUUUGGUUCGACGAUUUGAUUGUUGACCAGUAGGUGUUGUCCUGCGCGCUGCUGUGUGCAGCUUGGUGCGAUGUGGGUGUGGCAGGCUGUUUUUUCUUUCGUUUCGGUGCUUCGUGGUUCUGUCGGUGUUCUUCUCCUCCUCCUCCUGAUCCUCCUCUUCUUCCGUCCUGGUGUUCCUGUUGUUCGUUGCUGCUGUUGCGUUCUGUGCGUGCUUUUCUUCUUUUUUGGCGUCUUCCAGUGCGUCAACUGACGCGAUGGUGUGGACAGCGUCAGGGCUGUUUUUUCUUUCGUUUC